UCACGGGACGCUCCACGUGUGCUUGUUUACAGUGAGGAGCAGAGAUUGUGAAACUGUUCCUGGAUUGAGUUUCACUGCUGCUCUUCAUAUUUAGAUCUUCAUCAGAGUCAGUGAGAAUCACCAGCACACGAUAUUACACUGAAGAAUGUUCCAGAUGGUUCAGUUCUUAGUUCCCUCGGGGUCUAAGAGACCCAGUAACAUCAGCCUAUCUCCCCCGACCGGACAGAACCGGACUCAGAGCGCUUCCAAUGAGUUUCUACAACACGUCCGGAGAGUCAGCGGUCUGAAACAGCAGGACGUGUUUUAUAACCUGCGUGUCCCAAACCAGUGUGAGAGCGACAGAGACGAGAUCAACCUGCUGCUGCUCACAGGUCACGGAGUGUUCUGCAUCGAUCUGAAGACGUGGAGCGGCUCAGUUUCGGUUGCGAGCGAGGUCAGAGCGGAGCAGCAGAACUUCACCAGUGUCUCCAUCCAGCAGCUGCCCGACGCUCUUCAGGCCAUUACAGUGAAAACCAGCAACCUGCACAGUCACAUGAAGCGCUGCGGGCUGAGCCUCCGACCCAGUCUCUUCAUUCCCAGAGUGCUGUUCUUGUCUGCGGAUGGUGUGCUGAGCGAGGAUCUGCUGCAGAAGGAGCAGCUGCUGUCCUGCACAGAUGUGGAGCCGUUCCUGCGCUCGCUGCGCUCGGGAUACAUGUCCUGGCUCUCCGACGCCUUCACGCCGUCCUGGAUCUCAGGUCACCUGUCGUACGGGCAGAUGCGGGCGGUGCGGGAGCGGCUGGAGCUCUUGGGCACCUGGGAUGUGCUGCAGAUGAGCAGCGGUCAGGAGAUCGCCGGAGACUUCCAGGGCUGCCAGCAUCUCGCCCUCAACCGACAGGAAACAGAGCUGCUGGAGUUCAGCAGAACAGGAAGUGUGAUCACUGACACGCUGUGGAGCCUGCUGGGACACACGCCACAGGUCGCUGUCUCUAUGUAUAAGCGAGGAGCGCAGGGGUGGCUGGGUAAACCGCUGAUCGCCACGGCAACCAUCCCCUCCAGCACACGCGUGAUCUUCCGCAUCCGAGGAGAAGCAACGGACGCCAAGAUCCCGGCCGGAAGCAUCCGCUCCAUCACACUGAGCAUCUGAUCCCAACACUGACGCUUUAUUCACUCAGCAAUCAUUCAUUCCAUGUGCUCGAUAGCAGUGAGUAUUAUUCAGAGUAUCGUCACUACUGACACCACUAAUGUCUUUAUCACACGAAUGAACAAGUUUAAAUAUUUCAAAUGUGCUUUAUAUCUUUUUAAUGACAGAAAAUGAUUUAGUGCAGCUUUAAUAUUUGAUAAUUGCUGAGAAAUGUUUUGCCUUUCUAAUCAAACAGUAGCCUGUAUUGUGAACAGAUUUUAAGUUCCAGUCUAUUAAAUCUUCAUGGUAAUUUUUAAAAUGUACUAAUUUCUUUAAAGUGACCUAAAACUCUGAACAUUGAAAGGAUCCUAGUUGGUAUUGUCAUUCUAUGAACAUUUCUUGGCCUUGUUAGUGAGAAUAUUCAGAUGAUGAAGAUAUUUUGAUCUGUUUAAGCCUCAAUAACAUUUUUCUAAUCUCAGUUUUGAGUUAAUUUGAAAUGAGUGAUAUUUCAUGCAAUAAAAUACUUAUUUCUGUCUCA
Cyprinus carpio (common carp) is the source of this 1637-nucleotide messenger RNA. RefSeq lists its product as uncharacterized. The record is from RefSeq and is a predicted model, not a curated record. Lineage: Eukaryota; Metazoa; Chordata; Actinopteri; Cypriniformes; Cyprinidae.